AGAAAUGGCACCUUCGUCACAUCUAUCUGGGUCUAUUGAAGUGGAAAGAAAGUUUGUCCCUGGGCCAGAAGUAGAGAAAAGCUUGUAUGCACUAGGGGCUGAGCUGCUUAAGGAAAUCAUAUUUAGAGACUCUUACUAUGAUAGCGCAGAAUUGCGGCUUACACUUAACGACUAUUGGCUGCGAAAAAGAGGAGAUAGUUGGGAGCUCAAACACCCACCACAACCAGGGACCAGAGGACUUUUUGGAGCUUCCACACAAUACUUGGAGGUGACUGAAGAAGAUAAAAUUAUUUGCAAAGUCAGUGAAGUACUGGGUGUACCAAGUCCCCCCAACAUGGAAGCGUUUGGCCUGAAUGAGUUUGCAAGUUUCGUGACGCGCAGACGCAGGUUCCAGCUGCCUCUAGAGGAAAGCUCAAGCACCAUGGCUAUGGUUGACCUAGAUGAGGCAGACUUCGAUUUUGCAGUAGGUGAAGUGGAAGUGAUUGUACAAACACAAGAGGAAGUACAAAACGCAUUUCAAAAAGUAGAAGAGAUCUGCAAAAAGCUAGGUGUUUUCCAGGAAUCAGCUGUACAAGGCAAAGUAGCAACAUUUCUUCAACUGAAUCGUGUUGAACAUUACAGGCAGUUGGUUGAGGCUCAUGUAUUUUGA
Molecule: messenger RNA, 649 nt
Organism: Staurois parvus
Lineage: Eukaryota; Metazoa; Chordata; Amphibia; Anura; Ranidae
Source: the annotation of a GenBank genome assembly